Messenger RNA from Chiloscyllium plagiosum (whitespotted bambooshark), 3743 nucleotides. It is a transcript of the gene derl1, whose product is annotated as derlin 1. NCBI's taxonomy places the organism in Eukaryota, Metazoa, Chordata, Chondrichthyes, Orectolobiformes, Hemiscylliidae. The record is from RefSeq and is a predicted model, not a curated record.
CAGCGGAGAGUUGGGAUUGUGGCGUUUGUUGCUCUGUGUCCGGGGAAGGUGCAGAGAGAGAGAAGGGGGAAGGUUUCAUCGGCUGGUUUCCUCCCCUCGCUCCAGGUUAGAAUGGCGGACAGCGGCCUGGGCGAGUGGUACCGCAGCAUCCCCUUGGUUACCAGGUACUGGUUCACGGGCAGCGUGAUCUUUCCUGUCCUGGAGAGGCUCAAUAUAGUGAGCGCCAGGACCCUGGUACUGUGGGCCGAACCUUUCUUCAACAACUUUCAGAUAUGGAGGCCAAUAACUGCAAGUCUGUUUUACCCAAUGGGAUUCCAUUAUUUGAUUCAGCUGUACUUCCUGUAUUCGUAUUCCUCAAGCUUGGAAAGAGGUUUCUUUGAUGGGAGAACAGCAGAUUAUAUAUUCAUGUUGUUUUUCAACUGGAUUUGCACGGUGAUUGUUGGAUUAACCAUGGGAAUGCUUAUUCUGUUUGUCCCCCUUGUUUUGACGGUGGUAUAUGUGUGGGCACAACUCAACAAAGACCAGAUUGUAACAUUCUGGUUUGGGAUGACAUUUAAGGCUUGUUAUUUACCCUGGGCUCUGCUCAUAUUCAACUUUAUUCUGAGAAAUUCGGUGAUGGACGAGCUCGUUGGUAUCUUUGUUGGCCAUAUGUACUACGUCUUGAUGUUUAAAUAUCCUCAAGAAUAUGGUGGGAGAACAUUUCUAUGUACACCACAGUUUCUCUCUCGAUGGUUUCCUCCAAGGAGGGGUGGUGUAUCUGGUUUUGGAGUCCGACCUGCAAGCAGGAGACCACAAGCUGAAGAUGAGGGGGGGCGAUGGGGGCGAGGCUAUUUCUGGGGUCAAGGCCAAAGAUUAGGAGACAACUGAACUUUUCUUUUUCUAUGGAAGAGCCCAACGCCUGCAUUUAUGUCGUUUACUGUACAAUACGUGUUGACUAAGAGUAUCUUGUGUUUUGGAAUUGCAGCUGAAAUUUUAAUGAUUGUGGGAUGCUGGUAGGAUUGUGAUGUCCACUUGGCUGCUAAGGAAAGGAGGAUAAGAAAUAUUGAUAUGGAAAUGUACAUCUCUAGUAGACUACUAUAAAUCUGAUCUUUACAGCAGAAUUUCAUUUUCAGAAGGAUUUUGUAGAGUAAAUCAAAGUUUAUGACCUGUUUUUUUUAAAACGUUGAUCAGUCUCUACCAGGACACACAUUUCCAGUUGGUAAACUGGAAGUUGCAUAUCCACUGCAACAGGCAUUUUUCUUUCACACCUUCGCUGAGACAUGAUAUCGAACCUCUUAAGAGAAACAGAAUUUCCAAGAAUUACUUAUUUCUCUAUUUUUAACAGGCAGGUUCGGCAUUGAUCAGGUUGACAAGAGGUAUCAUGUGGGUAGAGUGUGCGCAUUCUGUAUUUUUCUCUCUCGCUCACUCGCACACACGCAGACGCGUUACACCUUUUUAGCAUUUGUCCCAGUUUUAUGACCAAUAUUUCGGGUCUACAGUAGAGCUGUUGUCACUUUGGGAGAUUGCUGGAUGUGUGUGGUGUUGGGAGAAGGCAUGGGAAAGAAACUUUGGAGCACAUCAGCUGACUGAAAAGCUAUGUAGCAGUCACCAACCAGGGAUGAUAUUCUGAAACAACAGCGACACCUGAUCAUCUAUGGUGACCCUCCGAGCUAGUUUCACUGUUGCUGUUAGAGUUUUAUGGCUUACAUAGUUUGCUGCUCCUGUGGAUUUUUUUCAACAGAGGUGAAAAAUAGGAAGUCUAUCUGCAGGAAGAGAAUCGUUUGGGUUUUGAUUUUGCUAAUUUCUUCACUUUGAUAUAGCUAUCAGAAUUAUUGCCAAACUGCAUUUCUUGUAUUUGAGAUUUAAACAGAAUGGGGGAGGUUGUAUUGAAUCUGAAUCAUCAGCAUCAUGAACCGAAAUGGUGCUUGCAAAGACAGAUAAGUCUGCUCAGCAAACACUGAUUCUGUUUCAACUUUGAUUCAUUGCUGCCACAGUUUUUCUAGGUCUCUGAAUGACACCAACUGAGAGGCUGGCAAGCUGGGGCAUUCACCAGCGUUCCUGUUGAGCUAGCCACUAAGAUGUGCCAAGAUAGAAGCCACAUUAGUUUCCCCAGUUCCUGGCCUGCGUUUGGUAUUGGCUGGCGGAAAGGAUUAGUGUUGGGCCAGUGAUAUGUUUAAAUGGUUCAUUCUUCCUUGGUGCCCUGCCUCCUAGUUCAUUGCUUUGGUUUGAAGGUUGAAUGAAGGGGUUGUAGAGUUUUGAAAAUAUAUUUACAGAGACUUCAUUGGUGUAACAAUCUUUACAAAAGCUGUCAAGUGACCAGAAGUGCCACAAAGAUGUCAUUGAAACCAGUAUGUUCCGUUCUCACUCCCGAUCAGUGCUUCACUUUCAUAUUGAAAUCUCUUGUUUUAAAAAACGUCGUUUGUCAUGGCAGAUAAUGUUUAAAAAUAAAUUCUUUUGAAUUUCAUACUUAUAAGUAAUCUAAAAAUAAAAUCUAAUGCCUGCAUCUCCUGUAUUCUAAAUUCCAGGUCUUUAUUUAUAACAAGAUUUUGUUGUCCUGUACUAACACACUGUCAGCAGAGGCAGUAAAAUGCCACAUGUAGACAGGGGGGGGAGCCCUGAGUGCACAGUUUAUGUGGACACUUGCCAUUCUUAUGGAAGUCCUGGGAAUUUAUGGUGAAGGCAAUUGACAUGUUUACAAUGGAAAUACAAAAUUUAAGAUCGAACAUAAACUUUUUGUAAUGGGACGGAAUUACAUCUCAACUAUGUGCCCUUUUUUUUUCACCCCGCUUCAUUCCAGAGAAACAUUCAGUUGACUGCCCUGAUGUGGGAACUCUACUAGUGUAAUUUAUUUUAACUCCUGACUACAUUUAAGGAUCUCCAGUCUAAUUGGAAAGAUCAUUAUAUUUAUAAAAGGGUUUCGGUUCUGGUAGCAAAUGCUUUAAAUUUCAGAAUUUAAAGAAAUAACUUCAGUAACUGUAUAUUGUUCAAUUCUGAAUAAUCCAAUUAGAUUUAUAAAGGUGAAUUCUACUGCAAGAGAAAGCAGGGCCAAAUUAAUAGUGCUGUGCUUAUUAAUUGAUUUGAAAUGGCUUUGAGCAGAGACAGUAGUGCGGAAUUUGUAAACCCAUAUGUUAUUUCAUAUUAAACGUGCCUGUUUCUGUUUAAUUUGUUUCCAAGUGAAAUGUUAACAGGUGGUAUGAUGUAGGUUAUUGGUUUGUCAGUUCACAUAACCCAGGCCUUCAGAAGUGAUGCAUAGACCAUUAAAUCUAGGCACAUCCACACAGACAAAUUGACUGCUGUCCUAUUAACCUGUCUCUGGAGACAUGGGGGAUAGCAAUUUAGCAUUAUACAGUCUUCCAAGAUUGCUUGUGAUUACAUGAUUUCAUUAAUUAAAGCCUGGAAACUCACUUUUGUUUGUGAUGGAUUUAAAUAUAGUACAUAAGAUUUAAUUUUCAAUUUGGAUUACAAUUUGUUUCACCCACUUAAAAUAUAUUUAAUUUUUAAAAAAAAUAUCAGCCACAGAUGUAUGAGGAAAGAGUUUUAGUUGUCUCUUACAACCCUUGAAAGAUUAUUUCUUUCUGCAAUAUGAUUGAAUUAGGUUUUCCCUUUGUGCUGGUCUCUUCCACUGAGAAAGAUUGAUGUAUAAAUGAAAGAUUAUUGGCAAGACCUCAAAGGGCAUACAGUUAGUAUAUACUGAUUCCUAAAGCUGUUUUGUAUAAAAGUUGUAUGCUUUUGUAAUUAAAUCACAAAUUGCUGAAAUUCUAAAA